ACGUAGUUCCUUCGAAGCGAGCCACGACUCCGUUCGUUGGUUGAUCGUCAGUACGGUAGAGAAGCCGACAUCGGUUGGUCCGUGGAUGUCCGGUGUUUCGGUGCGUGGUUCGUUUAUUUCCAUGGUGGAUAUUGUUGGCCGGUGCGUGUCGCGGUGAAGAUCGUUACGAGAAUCAAGGUGUGCCUUGAACCGUCAUCGGCUUCCAGCGCAAGUCGGAACUCCGGUGAAAGAGGCCUCAACUCUAUGCCCCAAGAGCCUAAGCCGGCUUUACCUUUCGCAUUCUUACCCGUCCCGGCGUGCUUCUAACAAGGGUCUACUGUUGUUUGCUUUGGACUAUAGCUACCUACACCCUUGAGACGCCCGAUUCAAUAGCGCCGGAAGAAAAACGCGACGAUCAUGGAUUCGAGUACGAGGAACUGGGACUAUGAGUCGUAAAUCGACAACCGAAGAUACGGAUUCUCGUAGAUUGGAACAGAACCGACAAGGGAAGGACGAAGACGAGGAAACGCGGUUACAGCAGCCCAAAUGCAGGCAAUCAACAAGUCCACUUGCAACACGUGAAGGAGUGCCAGUCGCCGAGAGAAGAGUGACUUUGUUUUUACCGCGGUGGUAAUCAGUGAUUCGAAUUCGGAUCCCCUCAAAUUGAAAAUCGAAAUGGCGCCAGGCGGUGAGAGAGUCCCGUCAACGACGUGCACAACGGAAGCGGAAGUCGAACUGCCCGACAAGAACAUGAACACGAAAUGUCCUGGGGACGUUCAGAACGGAUCGUUGAAAAACGGGGAAGAACACGACUCCCAAAGAACCACGGAUGUUUACGUCCCGAGGAUUAAAUGGCCCGAUCUCUUCGUUCAGAUAUUCGUUCACGGAGGAUGCCUCUAUGGACUCUACCUCAUCUUCACCGAGGCGAAACUUUUAUCAGCUUUAUGGGCAUUCGUCACGAUCUACACUUCGGGCUUUGGCAUCACAGCAGGAGCGCACAGAUUGUGGUCACACAGAGCAUACAAGGCCAAAUGGCCGCUACGUCUCCUCCUCGUUCUUCUAUUCACGAUCACCGGACAAAGACACGUUUAUGCCUGGGCGUUGGAUCACAGAGUGCAUCACAAGUACAGCGAGACUGAUGCCGAUCCUCACAAUGCGAAACGGGGCUUCUUCUUCGCCCACGUUGGAUGGCUUUUUACAACUCCACAUCCCGAGGUAGUCGCGAAACGAGACGCGGUCGACAUGAGCGAUCUUGAGGCAGACCCGAUCGUCAUGUGGCAAAAGCGGUUAUACGUGCCGCUGUUCGCCCUCCUGUCAAUUGGAUUUCCGGUCGCCGUCCCGUAUUACUUCUGGGACGAAUCCCUGUGGAUAUCGUUCUGGGUGAACUUCAAUUUUCGGUUCUGCGUAACCCUGAACAUCGCCUUCUUCGUGAACAGCGUUGCUCACAUGUGGGGCCAGAAGCCUUACGACAAGAACAUAUCUCCGGUGGAAAACAUCGCCGUGUCGAUAGCCGCGUUGGGCGAAGGAUGGCACAACUACCACCACGUGUUUCCGUGGGAUUAUAAGACUGGUGAAUUGGGAAGCUACUCGUUCAACAUAACGACGGGCUUCAUAGACACGUUUGCCAAGCUCGGUUGGGCCUACGACCGAAAAUACGUCUCGGCGGAAAUGGUCAGGAGGCGAGCCAAUCGCAGCGGUGACGGAAGCCACAUUUGGGGCUACGGGGACACCGACAUCCCUCCGGAGGAUCUCAGGGAGUUGGAAGUUAUGGACCGCAAGUCGGUGUAGAUUGCAUUCGAUGCUGCGAUCAGAUCGGGACCAGAUGCUGCAGCCUGUCCCGGCGAAUCACGAUCAAAAUACUUGCAACAACGUCAGUUUACACCUUCCCCGAACAAUCCUAUACGUUACAUAUACGCAUAUAUAAAUAUACACAAAAUACGCGAAACCGGCCAACGUUCGAAAAAUAACGUGAAUCUGCGGAGAGCAACUGCAGCAGGAAUAUAUUAUGAUAAUUAAUGAUAUGUCAGUGAUGUUUACGCGACGGAGUUACGUACAUAAUUUCACUUAUUUAUUUAUCGAUAUGUUGUUGUUUUUUUUUUCCAUUCGAAUACAUACGCAUAUAAGUAUAUGAAAUAACGUCGUUUAUUCUCUACUUUAAAACGUGAAAAUCUCACAAAUGCGCAUACGUAAAAGUAUUGAAUCUUCUGUCACGUCGUAAUGUUUAAUUACAAUACGUUGCGGUACGAAUGCAUUCAAUAAUUCUACGUUCAUUGUAAAUCGUCCAAGUAUUACGUUGAUUCGACAGAGACGAAAGAAUUCCGCAAAAUAAAUAUAAGACAUGCAUUCUGUACGUCUAUACUUAACGAGCACAGGAGGCAACUAAAAAGCGACUUGAAUGUGACGAAAGAAAUGCUUUUGUUGCAAAAAAAAAAACCAUAUAUACAUA
This is a messenger RNA of Neodiprion fabricii, 2425 nucleotides long. RefSeq names its product acyl-CoA Delta12-desaturase-like. Bases 655 to 1767 code for a protein of 370 amino acids. Gene Ontology annotation, cellular component: endoplasmic reticulum membrane. Lineage: Eukaryota; Metazoa; Arthropoda; Insecta; Hymenoptera; Diprionidae. The transcript is spliced from 6 exons. Gene Ontology annotation, molecular function: iron ion binding; stearoyl-CoA 9-desaturase activity. The record is from RefSeq and is a predicted model, not a curated record. Gene Ontology annotation, biological process: unsaturated fatty acid biosynthetic process.